This is a messenger RNA of Colletotrichum orchidophilum, 2697 nucleotides long. RefSeq names its product glycosyl hydrolase family 3 N terminal domain-containing protein. The record is from RefSeq and is a predicted model, not a curated record. Gene Ontology annotation, molecular function: beta-glucosidase activity. The transcript has 2 exons. NCBI's taxonomy places the organism in Eukaryota, Fungi, Ascomycota, Sordariomycetes, Glomerellales, Glomerellaceae. The coding region runs from base 1 to 2697 and encodes 898 amino acids. Gene Ontology annotation, biological process: glucan catabolic process.
AUGGACAGAAUCGAUCCCGCCAUCAUGGACUCGGGGGGCCGGGAGCCAACGUGCAUCAAUGCUCCGCGUCCCCGAGCUGCCGACGACGAGAACAUCUCUGUCCUUUUGAAUGGCCAGCCCUGCAGCUUCUCGAAUGAAAAGAUCAUGCCCGAAGAGCCCCAAUUUCCUCACGCCACCAAGAAAUCCAAGGAAUACGACAGUCACCACAACCACACUACCCAAGGACCAACCAGACUUGCCACCCUUUUCCCCCUCCAAAGAUGUACGAGACCAUGGAUUACAGGCGCGUUCGCGUUGUACCUCACGGGCCUCAUCCUAAUCUCGGCCUACUCUGCCAGCAAGCUAUUCGACGUCGGCAGCUGGCUAGCCCCUCGACCAGCACAGCCAGCAGCUGCUUCUCCAGCGUCUCGGGUCUCACCGGCCUCACCAGUCCGGAACUGGGAUGCGGCCGCCUCCAAGGCGACGGCCUUUGUGGCGCAACUCAACCUCACCGAAAAGACGCUGAUGGUGACUGGCCAGCUCGGUCUUGAGGCCGGCGGUUGCAUCGGCAACAUUGUGCCGAUCGAGCGCGUCGGCUUUCCCGGCCUCUGUCUGCUCGACGGCCCCACGGCGCUGGACCGCGCCGAUCUCGUCAGCGUCUUCCCCGCCGGUCUCACCACGGCCGCGAGCUGGGACAAGGAGCUCAUCUUCCAGCGCGGCAAGGCCCUCGGCGAGGAGUUUCACGACAAAGGUGUCCAUGUUGGACUCGGCCCGGUCGCCGGACCACUUGGACGCCAACCCCUAGGAGGCCGCAACUGGGAGGGAUUCUCCGUUGACCCCUACCUCACGGGCAUCGCGAUGCAACUCACCAUCCAAGGCAUGCAAUCGGCAGGCGUGCAAGCCUGCGCCAAGCACUUUAUCGGAAAUGAACAGGAAACCCAGCGGACCAAUUCGUGGCUCGCAAACGGCACAGAAAUCGCAGCCAUCUCGUCCAACAUCGACGAUCGCACCCUGCACGAGCUGUACCUGUGGCCCUUUGCCGACUCCGUCCGGGCCGGGGUCGCCAGCGUCAUGUGCAGCUACAAUCGACUCAACCAGACCUACGCGUGCGAGAAUUCGGGCUUACUAAAUGAUAUCCUCAAGACGGAGCUGGCUUUCGAGGGAUACGUCAUGUCCGACUGGUUCGCGACGCAUUCUGGGGCCGAGUCUAUAAACAACGGGUUGGAUAUGAACAUGCCUGGGCCGAUUGGCCAUGCCCAAGCUGUCACUGGCGAAACAUAUUGGGGUCCAAACAUUACCGACAUGGUCAAGAACGGUUCGGUCACGGAAGACCGCCUUGGUGAAAUGAUUCGGCUCAUCAUGACACAAUACUAUCUUUUCGAUCAGGACAGCUCCGACUAUCCCACAGUCGACCCAUCCAUCAUCUUCACAAUAGCAGCACAGUCCAACUUGCUGCAUUUGGUCCCCUUUGAACCACCACCAAGCCGCAACGUCCAACGAGACCACGGCAAGUUGAUUCGCAAGCUCGGCGCCGAAGCAACAGUCCUCCUCAAGAACCUCAACGGAACUCUCCCCCUCCAAACCCCAACCAACAUUGGCGUCUUUGGCAACGACGCCGCCGAUCCAGCCGACGGGCUCGUCUUUGGCGCCGGUUUCGAAAUCGGCACGCUCUCCGUCGGCGGCGGCUCCGGAACAGGACGGCACACCUACCUCGUCUCCCCGCUCGAAGCAAUCAAAGGCCAGGCGCGCACGACGGGCGCGCGCGUGCAGUACAUUCUCGACAACAAGGUCCUCGCCGCGGGGGAUUUCAGCAGCUUGUACCCGAUCCCCGAGGUCUGUCUCGUCUUCCUCAAUACCUUUGCGUCAGAGGCCUAUGAUAGGACGAGCCACGAGGCCGACUGGAACUCGACGCUGGUUGUCGAGAACGUGGCGCGCAGGUGUCCCAAUACGGUCGUCGUGACGCACUCGGCCGGUAUCAAUACCUUGCCCUGGGCUGACAACCCCAACGUCACUGCGAUCUUGGCUGCGCAUUUGCCUGGACAGGAGUCUGGGAAUUCGAUCGUCGAUGUGUUGUGGGGUAAUGUCAAUCCGUCUGGCAAAUUGCCUUACUCCAUUGCCGUCGACGCCAAAGACACCGAUAUCCCCAUCGUCAACCUUACCGGAGCAGAAAUUACGUCGCACACAGCAUGGCAAGCUGAUUUCACAGAGGGUCUCUUCAUCGACUACCGUCAACUCGAUGCCCAGAAUGUUCGCCCUCGCUAUGAAUUCGGCUACGGCCUUAGCUACACCACAUUCGACGUGGAGCCGUCGCUCAAGAUCAAACAGCUAGCGAAAAAAGUCGCCGCCAUCCCGGACCCCAGCACACCCAACGCCCCCGGCGGGAACCCGGAACUCUGGGAGCCUCUCCUCCGCGUCACCGCCCGCGUCACAAACACCGGCGCCGUCGCCGGUGCCACCGUCCCCCAGCUCUACGUGGCACUGCCCCAGGACUCUGUUCCCGAGGGCACCCCCAUUCAAGUUUUGCGUGGUUUUGAAAAGGUAUUUUUGGAGUCAAAGGCGUCUACCACCGUUGCAUUCGAGUUAUUGCGUCGUGAUUUGAGUUAUUGGGAUGUGGCGUCGCAGACGUGGGUAAUCCCUAAUGGGCCGAUUGAGUUCCGUGUUGGCUUCAGUUCUCGUGAUAUCAAGGCUACGGCAACACAGGUUGUGUUGUCCUCCUAG